AUGGAAGCUCCCGGAGGCUUGCCGAUCCUGCUCCUCCACAACGCCACCGUCGUCACCAUGGACUCCGAGAGCCUCGUCUAUGGCAACUGUGCCGUCAUCAUCGAGCGCGACAGGAUCAAGGCCGUCGGCCACUUGCCCGACCUCCUCCGCCGGUUCCGCGGCGUCGCUAGCGAAGUCGUCGACCUCCGCGGCCAAAUUCUACUCCCAAGCUUUGUCAACACGCACGUGCACACGUCUCAGCAGCUGACGCGCGGGAUAUCCGACGACGUCGAUCUGGUGACCUGGCUGCACGACCGGAUAUGGCCUUACGAGGCCAGUAUGACCGAGGAGGACUCCUACGUCUCCACCCUGCUCUGCGGAAUCGAGCUCAUUCACUCCGGUGUAAGCGCGCCGGACUUUGCGGGAUUUUUCGACUCCAGUGUUUCGUUGCGGUUUUCUGGAAUUGCGAUCAAGAUGUGUUGGUAG
Molecule: messenger RNA, 465 nt
Organism: Eucalyptus grandis
Lineage: Eukaryota; Viridiplantae; Streptophyta; Magnoliopsida; Myrtales; Myrtaceae
Product: 5-methylthioadenosine/S-adenosylhomocysteine deaminase-like
Exons: 2
Coding region: 1-465 (154 amino acids)
Molecular function (GO): hydrolase activity, acting on carbon-nitrogen (but not peptide) bonds
Source: RefSeq, a predicted model, not a curated record